UUCACAUCACAUCGCACCCCUCCCAACCGCUUCACUUUAAACCUGCUGCUGCUGCUGCUGCUGCUGCUCGUUCAUUUGUAUAUAUCUGAUCCCAAGAAAAGGGAGAUCUGGUGCCUCGGUAUUCUUCGGCAUUCCAAUAUAGCCCGUGUGCCUCUCCAUCAUGGAUAUGCUGGGGAAAAAAGAGCGGAGAGGCAGGGAUGUGAAGGGCUUGCUGAAAAGGAACUGGGUUCUCAUUGCAACCAUCGCCUCAGUGAUACUAGGAAUUGGACUUGGAGUAGUUGUACGGGACUAUGCCUCUCUGUCCCAGCUUGAGAAGCAGUACUUUGGCUUCCCAGGAGAAAUCCUGAUGAGAAUGCUAAAGCUAGUCAUCCUGCCUCUCAUCGUCUCUAGCAUGAUAACAGGAGUGGCGGCUUUGGACUCGGAAGUGUCAGGGAGGAUUGGUCUACGUGCAGUCGUUUAUUACUUCUCCACUACAGUCAUUGCUGUCAUUCUCGGAAUCGUUCUUGUGAUGACCAUUAAACCUGGGGUCUCUCAGAAUGUGGAGAAUAUUGAGAGAGCCGGAAACAGUCCAAAUGUGACCACCGUGGACACCUUGCUGGACCUUGUUAGGAAUAUGUUUCCUGAAAAUCUUGUGCAAGCCUGUUUUCAGCAGUAUAAGACGCAGCGCAAAGAGAUCGAACCACCAAAAACCAACAUAAACGCAACUGUUACAGCUACAUUUCCACCACUGACUACAAUUAUCACAACUGUUGCACAGAAUUUGACCAAGGACUACAAGAUCGUUGGAAUGUAUUCAGACGGGAUUAAUGUUCUUGGUCUCAUCAUAUUCUGUGUGACAUUUGGCCUGGUCAUCGGCAAGAUGGGAGAAAGGGGACGCAUCCUUCUAGAGUUCUUUGAUGCUCUGAAUGAGGCCACCAUGAGACUCGUUCACAUUAUUAUGUGUUACAUGCCUGUCGGCAUCUUGUUCCUGAUCGCUGCCAAGAUCAUUGAGGUUGAAGACUGGGAAAUCUUCAGGAAGAUGGGCCUGUACAUGGUCACAGUGCUCAGCGGACUUGCCAUCCAUUCCAUCAUAUUCCUCCCACUUAUCUACUUUGUCUUUGUGAGGAAGAAUCCAUACACCUUUACUUUGGGGAUGGCACAGGCCCUGGUGACAGCCCUUAUGAUUUCCUCAAGCUCAGCUACCCUGCCAGUCACCUUCCGAUGUGCAGAGGAGAACAACAGGAUUGACAAGCGGAUCACCCGCUUUGUCCUUCCAGUUGGUGCCACCAUCAACAUGGAUGGCACUGCCCUCUAUGAAGCUGUCGCUGCCAUAUUUAUAGCCCAGUUAAACAACUAUGCCCUGGAUGCUGGGCAGAUUAUUACCAUUAGUAUCACGGCAACAGUUGCCAGCAUUGGUGCAGCGGGAGUUCCAAAUGCUGGGCUGGUAACCAUGGUGAUAGUACUCACAGCUGUGGGGCUUCCAGCCAGUGAUGUCACCCUCAUCGUUGCUGUUGAUUGGCUGCUCGAUCGCUUCCGUACCAUGAUUAACGUCCUGGGAGAUGCCUAUGGCGCUGGAAUAGUCCAGAAGCUGUCAAAGAGAGAACUGGAGAGGAUGGACCUCACGUCAGAUGUGGAUGCGGCCAACCCCUUUGCCCUAGAGACCACACUGGAUGACGAAGAGUGUGAGAAGAAAUCGUACGUUAAUGGUGGAUUCACCAUUGACAAGAGUGAUGCCAUUUCCUUCACUGAAACCUCACAGUUUUAGAGGUGAAAAUGUGCCAUUGCUAAAAGGAGGGUUCCGAGAGGUAGGAGCCAUUCAUAAAAUCAGUGCCAUGAGAACGAGGGAAACUCAUUUCAGAGGACAUGAUUGAGUGCAGACAUUAGCAAUAUCUGCCCUUGCUGUUCUCCUUCCUUCAUUCUGCCCAUAACUGUGCCCUUGAACUUAUAUCAAUGUAUGCGCCAAACAGAGAGAAAAAAAUGUAAAGGAAAUAAGAAAACAACUGUGCUUCCACUGUUCAGGAAUAGUUCACCCAAAAAUGAAAGUUCUGUCAUUAUUUACUCACCCUUGUGUCAUUCCAAACCUGUUUGCAUUUUGUUUUGUUUUUUUGUUAAAUGUUCAUGCAGCUCUUUUCCAUACAGUGACAUUUCGGGGGGGGUUGUCAGAAGUUUUUUUUUGGGGGGGGGGGGUACAAGGAAAAUCCCUCCUAGGCCUUGCCAUGUCCAUCCCGCAUUUUCAAAUGAUUGUUUUGUUACUGUCGAACCAAUAGGGUUUGGCAUUAAUGAUGUCAAACUUGACCCAAUGAAUUAACGCACCAUUUUUCUGAAGGCAGUCUUGUGAGAUUUUAAAGCUUCGACAGGUGGGAAGAUUUUCAGUUAAUAAUUACUUACAUUUUGGUCUAUUCAUCACAUAAAGUUAUCGUAUGGCUUCAGAAGACUUGGAUUAUAGAGUGUGUGUCAUAUAGACUACUUUUAUUGGGCUUUAAUUGUGCUUUUUUGUUCUUUUUAGAGCUGGACAUACUGCAUACUGUAUGGUCACUAUGAACGUAAUGUCAUUUGAAAAGAGAUGCAUGAAGAUUCUUCAAAAAUUCUUCUUCUCAGAAAUAACAGCUUACAGUUUUGGAGUAACAAAAGGGUGAUUAAAUAAUGACAGAAUUGUCAUUUUGGGGUUAAAUAUGCCUUUCACAUGUCGCCAUGAGUUAUGCAAAUGCAUUUUAUAUUCUUUUUUCUUAACUGCAGUUUAUUCCUUUGAUUUCAUUCUAACCAGUUGCUUAAUUGCUUUUAAGCAGUAGAUGAGGUUCAGAAGUUUGUAUAUGUGUAUGAGAACGAGCUCUGUGCAAUACUGCGUGUCCAUUGAUUUAACAGAAACUCAGCAGUUUGAUGUACAGUAUGCAUUGCAACAAAGAGCAUGUUCCUAGCUAGACAAUGCUAUUAUAUUACAAAAACCUCCGACUUUACAGUGAAAACAUUUGCUUUGAAUUUUUUGUCUUUUGCAGUCUAAGUUAAUCUUUUGUUUUACACUCAGCAGAGUCAAAUAUGUUGCUAUUUCUGUAAUUGCACUCGCUAUUGAAAGCCAAAUGUUUAUUAGCCUAGUGUGUCUUUCAUUUCAAAUGUGUGCCAAAUUGAAUGUGAUGAUAAGAAAUUAACAUUUUUAUACAAACUUUUAAAAAUUAAAACAAAAUAUUGCAUGAAGCAAUUUGAUGAGGAGUACAGAAAUGACUUUUAGAGUGAAAAGCAAAUCCUUGGUACAAACUUUCAACAUACAAAUACAUUAUUUUGUCAUAAUUAACAGUGAAGGUGGCAAACCUUAAUAGUUUCUUCAGCAAGCCACUGAUUUUAUUUUAUUUUUUUAACGAAUCACACAACUAUUACAUUUUAAGGGCACUUAAACAUCAGUGCCAAAUUUAUAUCACUGAGCCACUUUUACGUUUCUUUCAUGUUAUUUAAUUUCUUUAAAAUUCUGUGUUACAUCAGAAAUAAGGGAAAACUAUUGAUGUGAAGCAUUAAUGGUCUGUGUUUGGAGUUCUGAAACAGAAUUUACACUGUAAAGCACAUCAUUGUACAACUGUGUUUAUACAGUAGUCAAACUAGUUAUACUGUAUGAUUCAAAAAGUACUGUAUGUGUAUCUACAAAAUAAUAAAGACAAACAUGUCAACACCUGAAAAAUAA
Molecule: messenger RNA, 3646 nt
Organism: Myxocyprinus asiaticus (Chinese sucker)
Lineage: Eukaryota; Metazoa; Chordata; Actinopteri; Cypriniformes; Catostomidae
Product: excitatory amino acid transporter 3-like
Exons: 12
Coding region: 161-1744 (527 amino acids)
Biological process (GO): L-glutamate transmembrane transport
Cellular component (GO): plasma membrane
Molecular function (GO): L-glutamate transmembrane transporter activity; glutamate:sodium symporter activity; L-cysteine transmembrane transporter activity
Source: RefSeq, a predicted model, not a curated record